GCCCUCCCCGCCGCUGAACAGCUCUGCAACGCACCGCCCAGCCAUGCGUUCUUUCAUGGGACUGGCUCCUCCUCCCUCUCGGUCCCUGUCUCUGUUACCUCGCCCCAAUCAGCCCUUCACUGCUACUCCCUGGCCUGCACGUCACUGGCCAGCGUUCACCCCGCCGCGCGCCAUUGGUUAAGCUCCUAUAGCAGGACAUCCCUCUCUCACUGUGGACUCACGGAGCCCCAGCAGCAGCAGUGGCAGGAGCAGCAGAACCCCAUGAAUGACCUUAGCGGGUGCAGGGAAGGGGGUCCCUCCUCCCCCUCCCUCCCGCCUGGCGUGCCGUUACCUUCACCAACUUGCCCGCCGUCGCCAGCACCGCCCAGCCUGACAUCGACCUCGCCUGCAGCGCCCAGCCCUCUCCCUCCCUCGCCCUCACCGCCCAGCCCUCGCCUACACCGCCAUCUCCUGCACUUCAACCGCCUGGCGUUCCGCCUCCAUCCCUCACCUUCUCUUCCCAGCCUUGCACCACCACCACCUCCUGCGCCGCUUCCUGCAUGGCGUGCUGCCACCUUCGCUGGAGCCGCCCAGCCUUGCACCACCACCACCUCCUGCGCCGCUUCCUGCAUGGCGUGCUGCCACCUUCGCUGGAGCCGCCCAGCCGCUCAUCCGCCGUAGCUUAUAU
Messenger RNA from Astrephomene gubernaculifera, 667 nucleotides. The record is from the annotation of a GenBank genome assembly. Lineage: Eukaryota; Viridiplantae; Chlorophyta; Chlorophyceae; Chlamydomonadales; Astrephomenaceae.